Messenger RNA from Eublepharis macularius, 2000 nucleotides. RefSeq names its product thioredoxin reductase 2 (gene TXNRD2). The transcript is spliced from 18 exons. The record is from RefSeq and is a predicted model, not a curated record. Gene Ontology annotation, biological process: glutathione metabolic process; cellular response to oxidative stress; cell redox homeostasis. Gene Ontology annotation, molecular function: flavin adenine dinucleotide binding; glutathione-disulfide reductase (NADPH) activity; thioredoxin-disulfide reductase (NADPH) activity. The coding region runs from base 12 to 1553 and encodes 513 amino acids. Gene Ontology annotation, cellular component: mitochondrion; cytosol. NCBI's taxonomy places the organism in Eukaryota, Metazoa, Chordata, Lepidosauria, Squamata, Eublepharidae.
UGCCGUACAACAUGGCGGCGCUGUGGUGGCGGCUGCGACCGCGUUUCCGAUGUGAGCCUCGGCUCCGCUGUACGGCACGGGCCCUGUCAGGGAAGAACGAAUACGAUCUUCUAGUCGUUGGAGGAGGAUCCGGUGGCCUUGCUUGUGCCAAAGAAGCUGCUCAGUUUGGAAAGAAGGUGGCUGUGUUAGACUAUGUGGAUCCUACUCCAAAAGGAACCAAAUGGGGACUUGGCGGUACCUGUGUGAACGUUGGCUGCAUUCCUAAAAAGCUUAUGCACCACGCAGCCCUUUUGGGGAGCUCUCUCAAAGAUGCCCAGCACUAUGGCUGGAGUAUAUCUCAUCCCGUGACCCAUGACUGGUCUGCAAUGGCAGAAGCUGUUCAAAACUAUGUGAAAUCCUUGAAUUGGGGACACAGAGUGCAGCUACAGGACAAAAAUGUGAAGUACUUCAACUUGAAAGGCAGUUUUGUGGACGCUCACACGAUUCGCGGGUUGUCAAAAGCCAACAAAGAGACUUUGCUCACAGCAGAAAACAUAGUCCUUGCCACUGGUGGGAGGCCUAAAUAUCCCGCUAAUAUUCCUGGGGCGCUGGAGUAUGGGAUUACAAGCGAUGAUCUCUUCUGGUUGAAAAAAUCUCCUGGGAAAACGUUGGUUGUUGGAGCCAGCUAUGUUUCCCUUGAGUGCGCUGGCUUUCUCACGGGCCUUGGAUUGGAUACUACGGUCAUGAUAAGAAGCAUCCCUCUUCGAGGAUUUGACCAGCAAAUGGCUGCCUUAGUAACAGAUUAUAUGGAAGCCAAUCACACACGGUUUUUAAAGAAAUGUACCCCAACUAAAGUGGAGAAGAUGGGAAACGGCAGGCUACGAGUCGUGUGGAAGUAUGGUGACUCUGGCCAAGAAGAAACGGAUGAAUUUGACACGCUGAUGUGGGCAGUAGGCCGAGAGCCUGAAACCAAGACCCUCAAUUUGGAGACUGCGGGUGUGAAAAUUAACUCUGCAACGGGAAAAAUCAUUGUUGAUGCAAGCGAAGCGACUUCUGUUCCUCACAUUUAUGCUGUUGGAGACAUUACAGAGGGUCGCCCUGAACUAACGCCGACUGCUAUCGCUGCAGGGAAGCUUCUGGCUCGCCGUUUGUUUGGCCAGUCGAAAGAACUAAUGGAUUAUGACAAUGUGCCCACUACAAUUUUCACACCCCUGGAAUAUGGAUGUGUAGGUCUCUCAGAAGAACAAGCCUCGGACCGGUUGGGGCCAGAUAAUAUAGAGGUAUACCAUGCAUUUUAUAAGCCUUUGGAAUUUACUGUGCCUGACAGAAAAGCUGCUCAGUGUUACAUUAAAAUGGUGUGUUCGCGUGCGCAAGAACAGCGAAUCCUUGGCCUUCAUUUCAUUGGUCCAAAUGCAGGCGAAGUUAUUCAAGGAUUUGCCCUUGGAAUCAAGUGUGGUGCUACCUAUUCACAAAUGCUGAAGACGGCUGGCAUUCACCCAACCUGUGCUGAGGAAAUCAAUAAGCUGCACAUCACAAAACGGUCAGGCUUGGAUCCAACCGUCACUGGCUGCUGAGGUUAGCUUCCAUCCCUGGGUAGCCAAUGAAAGAGCACGUGGCAGAAGCAGGACACCCGAGCAUGAGACAGCAUCAAGGCAUGCAAGGCCAGGAGCCGCAGAAAUGCGCUGAUGGGCUGGAACCGAUGGCAAAGUUGCAAUAGAUGGAAACGAAUGGGAUUUGCUCCUUUCCUGAUGGAUUCUGCCUCAUGCUCUCCAGGGAUGGCUUUUUGUAACAAUAUCGGCCUGGCUAACAUUGAGUCGAACAGCCUGAUAGAUGAUUUGGAUUAUUUCCUGUAUGUGCAAAGCUGAAAAAUGUAUGUUCAGCCGGACAAAUGCACUUAGUCAGGCUGCCCCACUGGAUGCCAGCUAAUGAUGUCUUGUGUAUUAAACCACACAGUGGAGUAGACAAGUCUGAUGUUUGCUGGGUCCUUAAUCAACUCACAUUAUAUUUAUUGUUGGCAACUG